AUGACGAUAACGAUCAACAAUCACAGAAACGUAGGAAGCUUCGAGUUCAAGAACGCCACGGCUUACGUGAAUUAUCGCGGCGGCGUCGUCGCUGAGGUUCCAAUAGGGCAAAAUCUCGUCCCUGCGCGUGGCAAGCUUAACACCACUACUUCGGCCGAUCUUAUGGUCGGAAAAAUCAUCACCAAUCCGGUUUUCUUCGACGAUGUUGCCGCGGGAAGCUUGAAUUUGACCGCAACGGCUGCUCUACAUGGAAAAGUUCGUUUAUUCGAGUUUGUGAAGAUACGUGCCACGGCUCUUAGCACUUGCGACAUCUCCUUUUCAAUUGCUUCUAGGAAUGUGCAGUCUACUUGCAAGUCGAAAAUCAAAUUAUAG
Messenger RNA from Morus notabilis, 372 nucleotides. RefSeq lists its product as uncharacterized. The transcript has a single exon. Lineage: Eukaryota; Viridiplantae; Streptophyta; Magnoliopsida; Rosales; Moraceae. The coding region runs from base 1 to 372 and encodes 123 amino acids. The record is from RefSeq and is a predicted model, not a curated record.